UCUAACUACCUCCGGCAACCUAUCAACGUCCAAUUUAAAUCCAUCAAGGGAACCCAGACUCUCAAGGAUGGCCUCCUCCAGCAUCUACGUCAUUCUGGCUGCCAGCCUCUUGUGCGCGUGCGUGGGCGCAGCGCCGACCGGCAAGAUGAUCACUGCAGCUGACAUCCCCGCCACCCCUGCAGCGGCUACAUGCAAGGCGAUCCUCGACGGCGCCGCUGUCCAAUUCGCUGCGGGCGGCAUCGCCGCCGUCACCCAAGUCGCCGGCGCAACCAUCUCCAACUACCUCUUCUGCAUGGAGUACAAGCCCACCGCCAAGGACACGGCCAUGAUCGUGACCCACAUCGAGCCCACCUACCUCAAGGUCCCCUUCUCCACCCUCACCACCAGCCCCGCCACCCCCCAGGUCGCCGGCUUUGUGAACGCGGUGUACAUGGUGGGUGCUGCCACGACUGCCAACGGUGACUACGGACUUGCCACCUACCCCUGGGACCUGGCCAACAAGGCCAACGCCGCCCCCGCCAACCAGAAGACCUCCCUCGUCGAGCGCUUCUCUACCCCGGCAGCCAGCUACCUGUGCGGCUGCGGCAUUGCCACCGCUCCCACCUCCUCCCGCCGCAUGCUGCACUAAGCUUACUUUGCCAGUGCAAUAUAUGAGGAAGCUACCCAAGAAUAAUGCCUGCUGCAAGACGCAGAAGGUGCCGCACUCUCCUGAGGUCGGCAGAUAGUGAAUUGUGCAUUCUGUGCGCUGUGUUUUAAACGUCACUGCGUAGAUUGAGCAGGCUUGCAGGCCUUGCUGCAGCAUGCUACAAUAACAUUUGAACAGCCUGCUGCAUACUGCAUGCUAGGCUUUACUGCUCCCAAUUCUGUGGCUGUGUGACGCGGCCAUUGUCCCUUAGCUCAAGCUUUGUCUCUUCUCUAAUUGGGCCAUUCAUGCCCGAGUUCGUCGCUUUGCAUGCAUGCAAUGCGUAUGCCAUUGCUGCGCAGAAUCUUGGGUCCAUCCAUUUGAUCAAAGUGACGUUGUCGUGUAGAUUGUCAGUUUUGACGAGUCUUGCAUUGCCGUUGCAUGCCCUCAAAUGCCGUUUCCUGAGCAGAUUGCUUUCCAGGUUGACUCAGCAGCAUGCAUUAGUGCUGCAGAGGUGUUGCAAAGGGAGCAAUGCGUGCUUCUUUGUGUGUCUCUUCUUUGAAGCAAGACAUCCAUGCAAUUCGUGUAAUAAUUUUUGGUCC
This is a messenger RNA of Coccomyxa subellipsoidea C-169, 1224 nucleotides long. RefSeq lists its product as hypothetical. The transcript has 6 exons. NCBI's taxonomy places the organism in Eukaryota, Viridiplantae, Chlorophyta, Trebouxiophyceae, Coccomyxaceae. The record is from RefSeq and is a predicted model, not a curated record. The coding region runs from base 68 to 628 and encodes 186 amino acids.